CUCCGCGAGGUGACUUCAUCUCUCACCUUGUACACUUAUCUUUCUUCCUAGACCAAUGAUGUCUUAAAUAACUUCAAGACUAACGAUUUUCUGUCCAAUGUGGACAGAUAACUGGGCAGUAAAAGCUGGAUUGCCGUCCUUAAAUCUUCUGAGUUUUCCUAUCAGCUGGAACCAUUUUUAAAAUUAGACGUGGAACGGAUGGUAAGGAUGUGUCAUGAGGACAUUCAUCUGACAACUACAAUUCUGUAGAGUACAACAUGGUGCGACACACUGAACGACCUUCAGAGGAGUCGACUUUUUAAAGGAAUUUCUGUCGGCAAUUCUCUGUCAGUGCGCGUAACGCUUGCGCGCUACUAAAAUUGCACCUCUGAAAGUUAGCCGUCAAAUGUCAAAAAGACUUUUAAAAACAAUUGCAUUUGUGUGAGUAUAUUUGUUAUAGGUAACCCUAGAGUAAACAACGGCAGUUUUGUCGCAAUUGUUCACGCGCAAUGCUGAAUGGAGAGAGCGGCGUAAUGUUGCAUGGUUACUUUUCACAGGAGGACGCGACUGUUAGCGAACUUUUAUUUCGAGCGCUAAUUUGCCUUUUGUGGUUUCAGAAAAGUUGUUAGAAAACUAUAUAUAAAAGAACAUAGGUCUACUUUGAAGAUACAUUAUAAUUUUGGCGACUUUUAGGGGUCUUCAAGUCGUAUUAGGAAGGUCAGUCCCUCCAAAACUACCACAAUUCGCAUCCUGCGGUACAGGCUGGAUAAGUUCAAUGAUAAAUGUUGAGCAGCCCUUCGCGCAGCACGAUGGGGAGUCGGUGGGGAGACUGUCCUCCCCGAGCUCUCUCUCACAGGAGAAUCUAGACGCUCCAUGAUCUCUCAGCAUGCCUACCUGGACGAACCGGUCCAACUGUUCCUUCAACUGCAGUUGGGAUGAGAACGCGACAUACUGGGGAUUCGAGCACCCGGUCAACAUCUUCCCCGUCCCAGUGCUAACCGGGGUCACCGUCACCUGCGUGCUCUUCUUCUUUGUUGGUGUAACGGGGAAUCUCAUGACCAUUUUGGUGGUGACCAAAUACAAGGACAUGCGAACCACCACCAACUUGUACCUGUCAAGCAUGGCCUUUUCGGAUUUAUUUAUUUUUCUCUGCAUGCCCCUGGACUUGUACAGAAUCUGGAGGUACCGACCUUGGAAUCUCGGCAACAUACUUUGUAAACUCUUUCAGUUUGUGAGCGAGUGUUGCACGUACUCGACCAUUCUGAGCAUCACUGCUCUCAGUGUGGAGAGAUACUUUGCUAUUUGUUUUCCUCUUAGGGCAAAGGUAGUCGUGACCAGGGGUCGCGUGCGCGGGGUCAUAUUGGUCCUCUGGAUAGUAUCCUUCUUUAGUGCAGGACCUGUGUUUGUGCUCGUCGGGGUUGAGCACGAAAACGGGACAAACUCGUGGGAUACUAACGAAUGCAAAGCGACGGAAUAUGCCAUUAGGUCUGGGCUCUUAACAAUUAUGGUUUGGGUCUCCAGCAUCUUUUUCUUUUUGCCUGUGUUCUGCUUAACUGUUCUGUAUAGUCUCAUCGGGCGAAAGCUCUGGAAGAGAAAGAGGGAGACGAUUGGGCAAAACGCUUCGAGUCGGGAAAAAAACAAUAGACAGACAGUGAAAAUGCUGGCUGUGGUGGUGUUUGCCUUCGUGCUCUGCUGGCUUCCCUUUCAUGUUGGACGUUACCUGAUCUCCAAAUCCACAGAGAUGGGCUCUCCUGUCAUGUCUGUCAUCAGUCAGUACUGUAAUCUCAUCUCCUUUGUACUCUUUUACCUGAGUGCAGCAAUCAACCCUAUUCUGUACAACAUCAUGUCCAAGAAAUACAGGAUGGCAGCUUGCAAACUUUUCGUACUGCAUCAUAGCCCACGAAUAAGCACAUCAGCGGUCAAAGGAGAGACUUCCCCGUGCUGGACGGAAUCCACUGCCAGCCUGUGACUGUGAAAGACUGUCUUCACCAUGAACAGCCAUUUCAGACCUCAUCUACUGCUGCCACCGUGUUUGCAAGAUGAUAUAGUUCCCUAAUUAGACUUAAGAUCCACAUCCAUAUAUCAUACAGUGUCUGACAGAUCAGGGAGUAGAUUGGAGAGAUACAAUUCUUUAACAGCCAUUCGUCCCUCCAGGCUCAACAUUUCAUUACAUACCUUGAAGUUUUAUAAAAAAAAAUAAGAGAUAUAAAAAGGGAGAGGAUAAAAAGUUAACUUCAGCUGCCUUAAAUCUAAAUGAAAUCUGGAAGACAAAAUGAUCACUGUAGAUACAGCAACCUUUUGCACCUGAUGACAGGGACUGCAGAGGUGAUGCCGUUCAUUUGCAUUGUGCCUGAAUGCAUGUCAUGCUCCCUUAGCAAGUGCUUCCUCUUUUUUUUUAUGUCUGUGUUCAUAAGCCUCUGCUACAGAACUGAAGCAAUACAGAGAAUUCAAACACUUUGAAGAAAGUUAAUUAAAAACAAAGAAAUGUAAGUCAAAAUGCAUUCGUCCAUUUAAGUACUCAAACAUCAUAAAAGCUGGCUUUUUUGUUCUCAGUGUUUCAUGUGCUAAACUACAGGUACCAAAUUAGCCAGUUAUACAGAAGUUUAAUUUAAAACCACUGCAAUAAAUGUUGUAACAGUAUAUUUGUAUGUUAGCAGGUCCUCUUACUACGGAGCCCCGCACAUGACACACAGGAAAAAAUA
Molecule: messenger RNA, 2681 nt
Organism: Carassius auratus (goldfish)
Lineage: Eukaryota; Metazoa; Chordata; Actinopteri; Cypriniformes; Cyprinidae
Product: growth hormone secretagogue receptor type 1
Exons: 2
Coding region: 866-1948 (360 amino acids)
Biological process (GO): hormone-mediated signaling pathway; G protein-coupled receptor signaling pathway
Cellular component (GO): plasma membrane
Molecular function (GO): growth hormone secretagogue receptor activity
Source: RefSeq, a predicted model, not a curated record